AUGAGGACAGCUUUCUUGCUAUUGACCCUUGCUUCCGUCUUGGUCGCCUAUGACCCCGUAUUUGUCCUCGAUCUGAAGGCACUAGUACCUUACGAUAUGGACAAGAGGCAACUGAACAUUCUUGACAAGGACCAAAGCUUGAUUCGCUCCGACAAAAAGAAGAAACUCGACGUUAUUUUGGAAAGACAGGAUGAAAAUAUCAAGAAUAAGUACAAGGAAGUGGUGGAAGCCAAACAGCUUAAGUACAGUAAUACAAUGAAAGCCAGAUUUGCAGCGGCAAGGGAUCUUAUCGGAGGUGAUGCGACAACCAAAGAAUUUUUGACGAAAUACGACAAAUUGAACACUGAUAUGAGCAUUUCUGAAAAGGAAGCUAGGCAAGGUAUCAAGCAGCUCAUGAACAGCAUGGAUAAAAAUCAACGCGAUAUAUGGAAGAAUCUUAUGAAGAUCCAGUCUUAG
Molecule: messenger RNA, 456 nt
Organism: Strongylus vulgaris
Lineage: Eukaryota; Metazoa; Nematoda; Chromadorea; Rhabditida; Strongylidae
Source: the annotation of a GenBank genome assembly